Molecule: messenger RNA, 2074 nt
Organism: Hemicordylus capensis (graceful crag lizard)
Lineage: Eukaryota; Metazoa; Chordata; Lepidosauria; Squamata; Cordylidae
Gene: VMP1
Product: vacuole membrane protein 1
Exons: 12
Coding region: 165-1382 (405 amino acids)
Biological process (GO): Golgi organization; autophagy
Cellular component (GO): membrane; endomembrane system; endoplasmic reticulum
Source: RefSeq, a predicted model, not a curated record
UGGAGGUGGAGCGAGCGGGCGGCAGGGCCGGCCAGCCAGGAGGUAGGGACCGGGACGCCGCCGCCAGCGCCGCCGAGUGUGUGGGGAAGAAGGAGCCCGGCUGGCCGAGGGAGGAGAAAGGAGAGCGCGCGCGCGCCAGGUCCCCAUCGUGACCGACCUAUGAAAUGGCAGAGAAUGGAACAGAUUGCGACCUGAGGCGGCUGGGAAUGAGCAAAGAGCAGCACAAUGGAAACUUCACAGAGCCCUCUUCACCCAGCGAACAGAAGCGGAAAGAGCGAGAAGAGAGGCAAAAUAUUGUCCUCUGGAGGAAACCACUCAUUACCUUGCAGUAUUUUUUCCUGGAAACACUAAUAAACUUGAAAGAAUGGACCAUAAAAUUGUGGCAUCGCCGAAGUAUCGUGGCGUCCCUCUUACUGCUGCUUGCAGUCCUUACGUCUGCGUAUUAUGUUGAAGGAGCACAUCAACAGUAUGUGCAGUAUAUGGAGAAGAAGCUCUUAUGGUGUGCCUACUGGGUAGGCUUGGGCAUUCUGUCCUCCGUGGGACUUGGAACGGGCCUUCAUACCUUUCUGCUCUACUUGGGCCCCCACAUAGCCUCGGUGACGCUGGCCGCUUACGAAUGUAACUCGGUGGACUUCCCCGAACCUCCCUACCCCGACCAGAUCAUCUGUCCCGACGUGGAAGGCGUGGAAGGCUCCAUCUCCUUGUGGACCAUCAUCUCGAAGGUCCGGCUGGAGGCCUGCAUGUGGGGUGCCGGCACAGCCAUUGGAGAGCUGCCUCCAUACUUCAUGGCCAGAGCAGCCCGUCUCUCCGGAGCAGAGCCUGACGAUGAGGAGUAUCAGGAAUUUGAGGAGAUGCUGGAACACGCCGAAGCAGCACAAGACUUUGCCUCCCGUGCGAAACUGGCCAUCCAGAACCUGGUGCAAAGAGUCGGCUUCUUUGGCAUCCUGGCGUGUGCUUCCAUUCCCAAUCCUCUCUUUGACCUGGCCGGAAUAACAUGCGGACACUUCCUCGUCCCCUUCUGGACUUUCUUUGGGGCCACCCUGAUCGGAAAAGCAAUAAUCAAGAUGCACAUCCAGAAACUCUUUGUGAUUAUAACCUUCAGCAAACACAUCGUGGAACAGAUGGUCUCUCUAAUUGGCGCCGUCCCCACUGUGGGCCCUUCUCUCCAGAAGCCCUUUCAAGAGUAUUUGGAAGCUCAGCGGAUGAAGCUGCAUCACAAAGUGGACGGAGCACCCCAGGGUGAAAACUGGCUGUCGUGGAUGUUUGAAAAGUUAGUCAUUGUCAUGGUCUGCUAUUUCAUCCUGUCCAUUAUUAACUCCAUGGCCCAAAGUUACUCCAAGCGCCUCCAGCAGCGGAUGCACUCGGAGGAGAAAACCAAAUGAGUGGGGUGUGGAGCGGGAGGGGGACCAGUCGACCAGCCUCUCCUUUAAAACCGGCAUUAUUUGAAAAAGGCGGGGAGGGAGCGGGAAGAGAGAACUCUCAUCCUGGGUCUUUUCUUUCUUUCUGUCUUUCUUUCUUUUUUGAAGUAACUUUCCAUUAGUAGAUGAUUCUCGUUGACUCCCGUUUUGUACAUCAAAGGUAAAUUACAUGCUCUUGUUUAAAUUUUGUCCCGGUCGAACGUACCAGGGGGUGUUAAAGCUCUUGUUUUAACAUAGGUGCUUUCCAUAAUUUCCUUUCGAAACCACUGAUUUUAACAAGUAGCACAACUCCGGACUCUCCUCGAUAACGGGCGGCCCGCCAGCCAUUCGGUUUUCCUUUCUGAGGUGGGCAGGUUCGCCCUUUCCCCCCUGUGAUCUCCAGGUCCUCCCGAACCUUCCCUGAGUAGGUCUUAGAUGGACUCACUCACAGACAUGCCCCCCCCUCCCACGAAGGCCUCCAUUUCAUUCUCAGGGGUGGGGCUCAGGCAGCAGCGCCGUUUUUAAACUUCAGAAUGGCAGUGAGCUAAGAGGCGGGUGCCGUCCAACUGCUGGAGUACUGGUGUUUUGAUUUGGUGUUUCUUUUUAAAUUCUGUAUAUUUAGAAUGAUGAUGAUGAUGAAACGAUAACCAACGAACAUAAAAUCACCUUGGAUCAUU